UUUAUUCAUCAGCCGCAACCAACUGAUUAUAGCAUUUGCUACAACAAUUCCUUCCUUCCUUCAUUCCUUUCUUCAAAUAGCCUAAAAGAGAAAUGGGUGUCACCACUUAUACCCAAGAGUUCACCACCUCAGUAGCACCCAAUAAGAUGUUCAAGGCAUUGAUUCUUGACUCCCACAAUCUCAUCCCUAAGCUUCUCCCUCAAUCCAUCAAGAGCAUCGAGUACGUUCAAGGCAAUGGCGGUCCUGGAAGCAUCAAGCAAACCAACUUCCAUGAAGGGAGCCACAUGAAAUGCUUGAAGCAUAAGAUUGAUUCACUUGACAUCGAGAACUAUCAGUGCAAGUACACAAUGAUUGAAGGCGAUGCGUUGGGUGGCAAGCUAGAAUCUCUGUCUUAUGAGGUUAAGUUUGAGGCUACUGCUGAUGGCGGGAGCAAGGUAACAAGCACAACUUACUAUCAUGCUAAGGGUGACAUUGAGCUCAAAGUAGAGGAACUGACCGCCGGAAAGGACAAGGCCAUGGCCAUGGGAAUGUUCAAGGUUAUCGAAGAAUAUCUGCUCGCAAACCCAAAUGUCUAUGCUUGAACCAAAAUGUGUUCUUGUUUGAGUUAAUUCUCUAUUAUGUGUUUCUGUGUCGUGUUGAAGGUGUGAACAAAGCUUCUUUUAAGUUGUUUGAAGAGUUAUGUUCAGUUAGAGAAUAAGAACCCAAACUCUUGUAAUAUAAUGAUACAUAUUAUACAUAUGUAAUGCGU
Molecule: messenger RNA, 748 nt
Organism: Camellia sinensis
Lineage: Eukaryota; Viridiplantae; Streptophyta; Magnoliopsida; Ericales; Theaceae
Source: RefSeq, a predicted model, not a curated record